ACAGCUUUCUGGAAUGACAUUAGCCGCAACAUUUAACCUGCUUGGCUCACCUGGAUUCGUGAGCAGGUUGAUAGUAGAUCGAAUUUUUAAGGCUCCACGUUUUCAAGAUCAGAAAUCUCAAUGCAUAUUAAAUAGAAUGGGCAUCAAAAUUCCUGUUUCAUUAAUUGAUGAACAUGGGUGGUCUGGUGAUGAACCUUUAAUGCUAGUUGUUAGCCGAGGGCUACUAUCGAAUUUGUCAAGGUCAACAUUGAUAUACCCAAUAUCUUUGGAUUGUGAAUAUGCGGUUGUAGCUUUGAGAUCUUAUUCGAACAUAAAGUCACUUCACCAUAUACUGUUCAUUAGCAUUGAACAUUUUUCUAAUAAAGCACUUAGUGUGCAAACAAAAGUGGUGGCAUUCGAAACAAUGGGGAUUUGGCUUGAAGAAACGGAGGGUAUAUUGGGCGAUCCAUGUAACAAUGAUCAAGAAACAAUGGGAAUUAGAUCAAUAUUUAGCUCAGAUCUAUUAGAAAAAUUAAUGUCAUAUGUUUGGAAUAAUUGGGAUGAUCCAGUAGAAGCCAUUCAAUAUAAGGUCAAAACAAUAUUUGAAAGAUUGUUGGAUGUGUAUUAUCUUAAAUGUCAUUUAGAAAAUUCGACAGAACUUUAUGAUCAAUUUCAAAUGGGUCUAUUAAAGCGUUUGCUUGCGAUGGAUUCGUAUCGUAAAGUAAAAUAUGCACUAUUGUCAUUAUUGCUUCCCAGGAUUGGAACAGAGAUUUUUCUAGAGAUUCAAACUGAUUUUGUAAGUUCUGUAUUAGAAGUAUUUCAAAAUCUUGUUAUUGCGCCAAGAGCUGCACAAUUGUUGGUUUUAUUCCUUGAUCAAUACUUCAAUGAAAUUGUGAAAUCAUCCAGCAAGGGCACAUCUAAUGAUGUGCAACAUGAGGAUAUUGAAGGGCAAUGGGCAGGCAUAUGGCUUGGUCCAAUUUGUAAAGGUCUUUCAUCAAGUGAUGAAAUUUUGAGAAAGAAUAUAGGAGCCUUCGUUUUAAAGCCUCUAUUCAAAAGCAGGCCAAAUUCAUUUUGGAAAUUAUUAGAAAAAUUGCAAGAUCAAAAGAAUUCAGAAGGCUUUAUAAAAGACGAUCAAUAUAGAUUAAAUGCCUUGAUAAUGAUACUUAAGAUCGCCAAAUCUUUAGAUAUAAUCGAUAGCGGCAAGUUCAUCGAAGAUCCAUCAAAUAAUAAAAGAUUCUGCUUAGAGUCUCUUCGUGAUGCAACCCAUCAUCUGGAUCCAAACAUUCGCAUUGAUAUCCUUGGUCUCAUCUGUGAAUCCCAAAAGUCAACAACGGAGAUAACAUCAGUUGAACUUUCACUCCUCCAAUCUUUUUUCAAAAUGAAUCUCAAUUCGACUUCUCCGGAAUUCCGACAAAAACUCUAUG
Acaulospora morrowiae is the source of this 1403-nucleotide messenger RNA. Lineage: Eukaryota; Fungi; Glomeromycota; Glomeromycetes; Diversisporales; Acaulosporaceae. The record is from the annotation of a GenBank genome assembly.